Messenger RNA from Brienomyrus brachyistius, 7643 nucleotides. Its product is annotated as zinc finger protein 827-like. The transcript has 14 exons. NCBI's taxonomy places the organism in Eukaryota, Metazoa, Chordata, Actinopteri, Osteoglossiformes, Mormyridae. Gene Ontology annotation, biological process: regulation of transcription by RNA polymerase II. Gene Ontology annotation, molecular function: RNA polymerase II cis-regulatory region sequence-specific DNA binding; DNA-binding transcription factor activity. The coding region runs from base 465 to 4196 and encodes 1243 amino acids. The record is from RefSeq and is a predicted model, not a curated record.
GUGUGUGUGUGUGUGUGUGUGUGUGUGUGUGUGAGAGAGUGAGUGAGUGGGGAGAGUGUGUGUAGCCUAUGUGCGGGGUGUGUGUGUGUGUGUGUGUGUGUGAGUGAGAGAGAGAGUGAGUGAGUGGGGAGAGUGUGUGUGUGUGUGUGUGUGUGUGUGUGUGUGUGUGUGUGUGUGUGUGUGUGCGCGCGCGCGCGCGCUGCUCCGCUGCCGCUGCCCUUUGAUCCCCGCAUUAGUGUCAGUUAGGGGCUCCGGCACACAUACACACCGACAGCAGCCAUAGUCAGACACGGGAUCGCCGCCUCCUCCGCCUCCCAUCGCCCGGCAGCGCAGUCCGGAGCCGCGGACCGCCAGGUGCGGGACGAGCCGCUGCCAUCGGGCGCCAGCGCACCGUCUCAAUGGAGAAAAACAUCCCUCCUUCUCAUCCCGAAACGCGGAGGAGGAGGAUGUGAAGAGCGGGGAAAAUGCCCCGGAGAAAGCAGGAGCAGCCCCAGCGCCUGGCUGCGCAUCUGGAACGAGCUGAGGAUGGAGAGACGGAGCCUGUGGGAGGCGGGAGCUGGUUUGGCCACGCCUCCAACACGCCUUCUGAGUCAUCCUAUGCUGGGGUGCAGGAUGACAUCCAGCCGUCUCCUGAAGGGGUCCCGCCGGAGCAGGACACCUCAGGGGAGAGCUCUGUGGGCUGCCCCACGCCUGUGCCCCGUGCGUCUCUGGACCUCCAGGGGCUGGACUCUGACUCCUUCCACGUGGGGAGCUUCACGGUCCAGGACACCCUGUCCUCGGUGGUGUCCUCACUCUACGGGGACCAUGCACUGGGGGCGCCGCUGAGCAGCAACCUGAGGCGUCUCCUGGAGGCUGAGGUGGGUGGGCUGGCUGAUGAGGACAGGCCCCAGGACGCCUCGUCCCUGUCCCCGUCCUCCCGCCACGCCCAGCAGUUGAGCGCUCUGGCUCGCAAACUCGCCAAGAGCUCCGCCUCCUCCACCCCCACGGCGUCGGUCAGCGCGGUUAAGCGGGAGCUUUGCGAACCUUUUGCCGGUGCCAAUGGCAACAGCUUUGCCUGGGUGGGCGGGGCGGAGGCCUGGUUACCUGCUGCCAGCUCUGCCCCUGGCGGCAGCAGCCUAUCCCCGGAUUCCGCCAUCCAGAAGCUGAAGGCCGCGGCCAAUGCCGUACGGCAGGACAAAAGCGCCGGAGCUUCCUUGGCUGUUUCAUCCUCCUCCUCGUCGUCCUCCUCCUCCGGGGUUAUCGGCGGAGGCAGGGCAGACGAAGCGGCACGCUUUGACACCUUCCCCAGCCCGUUUAACUCCCAGUCCGCCAGCUCCACCCUGGCAGCCUUGUCCAAGAAGGUGAGCGAGCGGGGGCUCCAGCAGGGGCAGCUGUCCGCCAACUGCUCCUUCUUCUCGCUGGUUUCCAUGACGCCAUCAGCAGCACUGCUAAAGGAGGUGGCGGUGCGGGCAGCUAAGAACCUCCUGGGCUCCCAGCGGGAUCAGGCGAUAGCGGCGGAACCUCUGGGUGAUGGUGAGCCCCUGACGGACAGCAACCAGAAGCUGCCUACAGUCAGGCGGAGUGCCGAUGCACCCUCGUCCCCCCCGAAGGGGAAGGUGAAUGCCAGCGGUCAGGAAGUGCCCCCUGAGGACGGGGGCAAGCCCUUCCAGUGCCCUGUGUGCGGCCUGGUCAUCAAGCGGAAGAGCUACUGGAAGCGGCACAUGGUGAUCCACACGGGCCUCAAGAGCCACCAGUGCCCGCUGUGCCCCUUCCGCUGCGCUCGCAAAGACAAUCUGAAGUCCCAUAUGAAGGUCCACCAGCACCAGGACCGGGGCGAGACCUUCCAGUGCCCGCUGUGCCCCUUCACCUCCUCGCGCCACUUCAGCUUGAAGCUGCACAUGCGCUGUCAUCAGCACUUCCCGCGUGCCGAGCUGCGGGUCAAGCAGGAGGCAUCCAGCGACGGCGAGAGCAAGGAGAGAGGAGGUUCCCCGACCUCGGCAGACAGCUCGCUGCGACCCUCGCCUCGGGAUCCCGGCGACCACGUGCGGGUCAAGGAGGAGCCCCAGGAGAGCCAUGUGUCUGGGGCAUCACCCUUCAGUCUCUGUGCCCCCCAGGACCAGGCCACUCCUAAGUCCGGCCCUCCCACCCCCCUAACCACCCUGUUCGGCACAGACAUCACCACCAAGUCUGCCUCCGACCUGCUCAUCAAGCUCUCAGCUGCGAACCAGAAGGAGGUCCAGAAAUCCCAAUUUUUCGUGAAGCAGGAAGAGGAUGAGGAGGAGGAAGAGCAGUGGGAAGAGGAAUCGAGUCCCCGUCCGGCCCUUGGGCAGCUGGGGCAGCCAUUCUGCCAGGCUGAUGGGGGCCCCCAGGACCAGCACAUGGGCGUCAAGGUGGCAUCCGAAUUCCUCAUGAAGCUGUCGGAGAACAAGAGGGAGCCGUGUAACUCGCAUGGAGCGCCGGUAAAGGCAGAGCCCAUGGACUUGGACCCCCCCGGUUUGACCCCCCCGGCCUCGUCUUGCCUGCUGUCCUCCGAGGAGCCUCUGGCUGGCUUGCCCACCAGCCUCCUGUGUCCGCAGAAAGCAAUCUUCAGCCAGGACAUUUCUGUCAAGAUGGCCUCUGAGCUGCUGUACAAGCUGUCAGAGAAAGUGAGCAAAGCGAAGGAGUGCAGAGAUGGCAAUAUAAUGGGCAUGGCCAGGCCGUACUCAAAGGAGCCCUGCAGGCAGUCACUGUACAGCUCAGGAUCCCUUCCCAGCGACACGGGCUCCUCCAACAGGGCACUGCAAGGCUGGGUGAAGCUGACUGGGGAAGCAGGGAAUGGCGCCUCCCUGUGGCGGGCGAACGAGCAGCUGUACCCCUGCCCCGUGUGCGGGAAGGUGUUUGGCAGGCGGCAGACCCUCUCGCGACAUCUGUCCCAGCACAUAGGGGAGCGAAGGUAUGGGUGCCACCUGUGUCCCUAUGUGGCCAAGUGCCGGUCCAACCUCAAACAGCACCUCGCCGUCCAUUCUGGCAAGCUGCGGGGCUCCAACGGGCCGGCGCCCAACGCCAGUGGGGGCAGCCCCUGCCGGGACAGCCCCUACUACUACAGCUGCCAUGUCUGCGGGUACGAGGUGGAGCUCGGCGUCCAGUUCAACAGUCACAUGUCCCUCCAUGGCGAGCAGCAGCGCUGCAUGUUCUCGCUGUGCUGCAGGAGCUGCGGUUUCACAUGCCACGAGGAGGCCAACAUGAGGGCGCACGUCCACACCGAGCAUGCAGGGUGCAGCUCUAGAAGUCCCCUCAGCGAGACCAAAAGCACCUCCUCCUCCCUGUCGGCCCUCAGUGACUCCAUCAGCGGCUCGGAGAGCGGUGACGUUGCCCACUGUAAUGACGGACUGCAGGGCUUGCUGGCCACGCCCCCUUCUGCAGACAGCCACUCAGGAUCAGGAACGGAGGAGAAGACAGAAAAGGGCUUUGAGUGCGUCUUCUGCCACUUUGUGUGCAAGACCAGGGCGAUGCAGGAGCGCCACUUGGAGGCGCACCUCCUGGCGCGUGGGUAUGAGUGCGACAUCUGCCACCAGCUGACGGACAGCCCCGAGCAGCUGCGGGAGCACAGGAAGUGCCACACCCUCCCCACCACGAGGCUCAAGUUCCCAUACCCCACGGAGCAGCCAGCCUCUGCGGAGCUCCCCCCGGAGCCUUGCAACCAGACUGAACAGCGACAUGGGCGGAGCCCGGAGGGCAGCCAGCGGGAGCCGCGGCUGCAGGAGUGCGAGCGCCGAGUGCACGGCUGUCCCGGUUGUGAGGCCGACCCAAGCCUGCCUCGCGCACCACUCUGUUGCAUCCGUCACGCCUUCGCCCACGGUCACCGGGAUGGGGAGCCACGAGAGAAACGCCGACGACGCAGGCGCUGCAAGCGCAGUGGCGGGCUGGCUCCAGCAGGGGGCGCUGGAGUGUCGUCGGUCAGAGUGUCUGCCCCCCGCAUCCCGCUGUCUGCCACGGCGAAGAGGCCGCCGGGGGCUGGGCCGGCCUUGUGCUACCUCUUGUGCCAGGGCUCCUGCUCCUCCAUGCCACAUGGGACGUACAUUGGCUCUGAGCUGGAUCACCUCGUCCCCCUGUCUCACUGCGCCACCCUGCCCGCCUCCCGAAUCCGGCCGGCCUCCCGCACAUCCCUCUCCCACCCCCUCUCGCCCAAGUCUCUGAAGCACUCCUUUCUCGCCUAUUUGGGCCUGGAGGCCGUGUGACUGGUGACCUGGAUCCCACAGUCGGACCUUUUCCCCCAAGUAAACAGAACAUGCUGGAUAAAGAAGUAGUCAAGGUACACGAAAAAUACACAUUUAUAUUUAAAACAACUAUAAAUAUGUGCUUAAAGCAUUUAUAUCAGUGCUGCUUUACUCCCCUCUGUAUCAUUGAAUAUAUCUAUAUUUUUGUUUUUUGUUACCUGUGCGUGAGUCUGAAUGACCCACUGCGUUUCUGACAGAGAGCAGCGGGGACCUGUGGCCUCACAUUCCUGUAUUUUCUGUCCUCGUACAUUAAGAUGCAUGCCUGCAUAUAUAUGUUCCAGUAAGUUUGGUGUAACUAUGACUAUGGGGAAAAUCACAGAAAGCUUCCCAGGUGCUCAGCACACUGGAAUAUCAUGUCUGGGCGGUACGACUCAAUUUUGCAUGUGGGUUUCUUGAGGUGAGCCGCUGGCCCCAGGAUUGAUCGCAGACAGUAUUGCAGCAAAUUCGGCGUUGUGCUCUGCUGGUGUGUGCGUCUACUGUUCUGCACUCCUGGGAUUUCCCGCAAUGUGAGUGGCUCAGUCUGACUCUAGAGUACAGCCGCCAAUCUGGCUGUCUUUACGAGUGACCCGCCCCGGUGAUGGUACCGAGUGGAACCUCGUGGACCGGGUCAGGCUCUGGGGCCAGUAGCGACUGCGGAUGGAGGUCUGUCUGUCACACCGCUCAGGGGGUGGUGGAGGCUGCAUGUGUGGUGCUGCCUGAAGGAUGCUUUAUGCACCUCGGAGACCAUCCCUGGCUGUCUGCGGGGGGGGAGAGGGGGCCGGCACGGCAUUUAAAGGAGCAGCGUUUCCUGUAGCGUUUCUACCUAGAGUAGUGCAACAACUGGGCUAAUUGUACAGCUUUUCCCUGUAAAUAAUCAGGCAAGACAGAGUCUGUGAAUGGUGGCCUUCCUCUUCAUUCUUCCGUUUCCCCCCUAUGAAUAAUAAUUCAGAAAUCCACCAGGAAUCGAUGCCAGAAAAGAGAUUCACAGACGUGGCUAACGCCUUUAGCCGUGUCUGUGCUAUUGCUAACCUCCGCGUCCAGCCAAAAGUCAUGGGACGACCUGGGCAUUCGCAGGAACACGCCGCGUCAACCAGCCAUCCUACAAGCUCAGGAGACUUCUUCAGGAACAGGGCUCAUCUGCGACCUUGCGUGUGUGUGGAACCCCACGGCUGUUCUCUGUCGACACUGAAUCCUGCAUUGUUUCCAAACAGCCCGAUGCAGAAUCAGUGUCAUUUCACAUAAGUCUGUGUCCCAUGACUUUCGGUAGGCAAAUUAGUAUCUGACCUAGAUAUAUGUGUACAUUUCUCUGUGUGUUGUUUUUUUCUUCAGUAUUAUUCAACUGCCCUGGUGAGAUUGUUUCAAAUAUGAAGCAUUUUUGUCACUUUCGAAUGUUACAAGCACUUAUUGUUUUCCUAUCCGUUAAUGUCACGAUUACUGCUGUUGACCAACUUAAUCUGUUGCACAGUCUGUCCAUGGUGAAAUUCCAAAACGAAAUCUAAUUUCAGCAGGAUUGAACUGCGAUGGGGUGCAAAAGUUGAAAAGGUCAAAAAUGGGAAAAAAAGUCUGUGUUGCUAAGCGAUUUCAGAUGUCAUUAUUGUAAAUUGAAUUUUAUAUUCCUUUGUUUUCUGGUUUUAAAAGUCAAAACCAUGAGCUUCAUUGGUCAUUUUUGAUGCAGUAACUGCAGUAUCUUCAAAGAAGUGAGGAAACACGGCCAGCCUUGGGAUUGACUUUUACACGGAGAGCAGUUAAACUUCUGAGCUUAGUUGCUCAUGCUGAAAGAAAUUAAGGCAGUUUUGCACAGUUGUUUUUAGAUAAUUACGUAAUACUAUUUGAUUGCUAAACUGUUGCAGGUGUGUGUCAGUUUAACGAAGCGACACUUGAGUAAGAAAGGGUAUGUUACUUGUUCCCCUUCUGCAGCAGGAGCUCUGAUUGGUAGAAUAGAUGUGUGAAACCCCAGGUCUCCAAACCUGCUGAGCCAGGACUGAAUUUGGUCAUUUGCCAGACCGGGUUGUGCCAGAGUUUCUGUGCAGUCGAGGUUCCAGCCUAGGCAGGUUCGGUACGUGCUGCAGCACGUCGACACCAAAAGGGCUCCCCUUAAAGACCUAUCCAUUGUGUUAUGUGUGCAACUCUAGUGCCACAUGGUGGAAGGGAAUAGCAUGCAAAUAACACAUAUUAUCAACCCAGGGAGAAAAAGAGAUACCCUAACCCUAUCCCCUGUAACCCCUCAAUUUGUGGUGAGUCUGAGAAGCUCUUCAGCUGGUCUACCCUUUUUGAGGCUGAGGAGUUAGGCUAUUGGCUGAUUCUCUUCUGUUUUGAGGAUGAGGAGUUUAGCUUUUGACCAGUCCUCUUCUAUUUCAAGACCUGUUAAGUCUGUCUGUUAGCUGGUCCUCCUCUAUUUCAAAGAUGAGGAGUUCUGUUCUUGGCUGGUCCUCCCUCUUUCCAAGCUAAGGAGUUCAACUCUUGGCUGGUCCUCCCUAUUACGAGGCUGAGAAGUUUGACUCUUGGCUGGUCCUCCCUAUUUCGAGGCUGAGGAGUUCGACUCUUGGCUGGUCCUCCCUAUUUCGAGGCUGAGGAGUUGAACUCUUGGCUGGUCCUCCCUAUUUCGAGGCUGAGGAGUUCGACUCUUGGCUGGUCCUCCCUAUUACGAGGUUGAGAAGUUUGACUCUUGGCUGGUCCUCCCUAUUUCGAGGCUGAGGAGUUCGACUCUUGGCUGGUCCUCCCUAUUACGAGGCUGAGGAGUUCGACUCUUGACUGGUCCUCCCUAUUUCGAGGCUGAGGAGUUGAACUCUUGGCUGGUCCUCCCUAUUUCGAGGCUGAGGAGUUCGACUCUUGGCUGGUCCUCCCUAUUUCGAGGCUGAGAGGUUCUGUUCUUAGCUGGUUCUUUGUAUUUCAAAGCUGAGAGGUUCUGAUCUUGGCUGGUCCUCCCUUUUUCGAGGCUGAGGCAUUUGGCUGUUGAUUGGUCCUCCUCGAUUUCCCCGCAUCUCCAUGCACUUGAUUUUGCUGUCCUUUGCCUAACUGUAAGCUGCACAGUGACUUUAACUGAUUGCUUUACUAUGUUUAACCCUUCAUUAGCUGCAUGCUUUAAAAAGCUUGAGCUUCCAGCACUUAUUCUUUUCCUCAUUUUUCUGAUUAUGCACUUAUUAUUCUGUAAUGUCUUCAAGCUUUUUGGCUUUAAGUUAAUUCCCAUGUUGUUAUUCUAUGAGACUAAAUAACACUUUUGAAGUCUAUCUCUUAUUGGUUUGGGUAAUAUCAGUAUGUACUGUAUAAAACUUUUUAUUACUUCAUCUACGGCUGUACAGGGUUGUUUGUGACUAUGACUGGUAAUACCAUCAUUUGUACAUUGUCUUUUGUCCUUUUUACUUUGUUGUUAUUUUUCUGAUUGCAAGUUUUUGAUGUAACAGGAUUUGGAAGUAAAGCUACGAUAUGAUA